UUUAAGAGAACAAGAAACAAAAACAAAAAGCAUAAUGGAGCAGAUAUCAGAAUGGAUUUGGACAGAUAGUUUCUGGUUACCUCAAGGUUAUACAUGGAAAGAUCUUGAGCCAACUCCAGGUGUUAACAAGCCAGACUUCUACGAUCUUUACUAUGUUCCAAUCUUUGCUAUCCUGAUUUUAUGUAUUCGUUAUGUUUUUGAAAGAUUUAUUGCAACACCAUUUUGUUUAUCUCUUGGCAUAGCAAAACAUAUCAAAGUGGUGUACGAAGAAAACCAAAUAUGUGAGCAUGUAUUCUUAGCUAACACAAAACAUCCUAAUGAAAAGCAAGUGCAGGGUCUUGCUAAGCAAUUAGGGUGGACCCCUCAUAAAGUUAACCGUUGGUUCCAAAAGAGACGAAGGUCAAUUCAGGUGCCGUUACUGAACAAAGCAUCUGAGAGUUGUUGGAGAUGUGUUUUUUAUUUCUGGUUAUUCUGUUUUGGUGCCUACACUAUUUUGCCAACAGAAUGGUUUUAUGACACGAACAAGUGGAUGGAAGGUUACAUCAGAAAACAAGAUUUCAACAUGUAUCUAAGAUCGUAUUAUUUGAUGGAGCUCUCAUUUUACACCUCGUUAUUAUUUUCUCAAUUUAUUGAUGCCAAGAGAAAGGACUUUUAUCAGAUGUUCUUGCACCAUAUUGUUACCAUCAUGUUAAUUUUUUCUUCGUUUGCUAUCAACCAUCAUAGAAUUGGUGUAGUUAUUAUGUUUUUGCAUGAUGCGUCAGACUUUUGGCUUGAGGCUGCGAAAGUGUUUAAUUAUGCAAAAAAACAAAGACUAUGUGAUGGAUUAUUUGUUAUGUUUGCAAUAUCUUUUUUCAUAACCCGUUGGAUCUAUUAUCCUAUCUGGGUUCUACAUGCUUUUGUGUUUAAAUGUGUAGCAAUUAUCGGACCCUGGAGGGGCCAUGUCGUAGAAUGCAGUUUACUUAUCAUUCUUCAAAUAUUACACAUCUACUGGGGUAGUUUAAUUUUACACAUGGUGUAUAAACUUGCGACGCAAGGAAAGGUCGACAGAGAUACUCGUAGUGAGGAUGAAACUUCAGAUGGGGAAGUAGAAACCGUGGCGUCCAACAACACAUCCGCUAAUUCUAAGAAAAAGAAAUAAACAUUUCCUCUAUUCUGUUCUAUAGACAUGGAAAACACGCUUUUUUUGUUUUAUAUAUAUUUUGUGUUUUUUCAAGGCUUCGUGCUGUUUUAUGAGUCAGGUCACUUCAAUCGCAACGCCGAUUUGAGGAACAGGUCAAAUUUUAUAUUGGUAUCGGUUGUUAUUGUGCAGUGCUUCGACUUUCCAUCGCUUCCCAAAAGUAUACACUAUAACUUAAGUCCCACUAGGCUCUGUUUUUCUCUAGGGUCACUUAAGCUGAUUUUCCUGCUCGAUACGCCAUUGGUUUUGGAGAACUUCAAUUUUAUAAUCACGUGGUUAUGAUUAAUUUAAUUUUUUAAUUCAGUAUAAUUCGCUAUAUUUUUUUGACAGUUUACUGUUUAUACAUUUCUGCGAUCUUUGGUUUUGGAAGUCACUAUGAGCAUUGAAACUAAAGAAAUAUUUCUGUAUGUGUGUGUGGACAAGAGGGUGCGUGCCACAAAAUAUUUAUGCAGAUGCGUUAUAAUGUUAUAUGAUUUACUUUUUUGUAGAAAGUUCAAACUUCCCAACUCCCUUAUAUUUGUUUGUGUAACUAGAAACUGAGAAAGAAAGUUAAUUAAUUGGAUAAUUUUUUAAAAAGUACUAUCGCUGUACUAGUAAAUAAGUAAUUUUAAUCAGUAUAUUUUCAAAUGGUCGUACUUGAGAUUAUCCCAACUGAUUUUAUCUUUUUUUAUUCGUUGCAAACAGGUGUUGCAAUUGUUCUCUGAAUUUUUUUAUCAUAAGAGCGUAUUUGGGACUAUGUUUCGUCAAAAUGGGAAAUCAUUGGUUUCAGUAAGUAGUUUGCAUGUUCUUUGUUUCUGUUUAUCCACUUCGGACGUUAGUUACUUUGAUCAGCAAACACCCUGUAACACUGCAACAAUAAGCAAAAUGUAUAAAUCGUUGUAGUACAAGGCGUACUUUUUUAAAAGAGAACUAUUUCCAUCGUUAUUUCAAAAGAAUUUUUAGUCUCCUUCUUAUCAAUGGGCCUCUUUUAAUCCUAUUUAUUGGCUAUUUUGCAAAACCAUAUUCUCGCAAAAUUUAUUGAACCUGUAAAUUUGCGAAAUUAAAUUCGCGCGAAAAAUUAUUUCAUUAAGGUAGAUGAUUUUUGACUGUAUGUAUGCUUUAGAACCUAUCGCAAAAAUUUUAGUAAAAAAAGCCUCGAAAAUGAAAAUAUAAACGUGAAAACUUCCAUAUUGUUGAAAAUUUUUUAUUCAAUUUGUUUGUUGUUCUAUGUUUUUAACAUUUACCAUCUUUAUAAAAGGUUUAAUUAUUUGAACCGUUUUUGUUUUUUUUAAUUUGUGGAGUGCUGUGAUACAAUGUCAUGCGCUGUUAAUACGAUGUUGAUAUAUUAAAAUAGAUGAUAUUUCGUUCAGUAUUGAAAAUAUUAAAGUGUAUUAACUUCAGCAUUUCCAAUACUAAACUAAAAUAAAAAGUGUGAAUUAUAUUUAGUAUAGAUUGUCACAUGGUGUUUUUUUUUCGACCCAAUCAAAGUCGGUUCGAAGUCACGAAAAUUUAUGCCGACUUUCUUUGAGUGGAUGUUUUUAGUGCGUGUCUCAAUAUAUUUGUCCCAGAGAAUGUAGCUUUAUUUGUUAAAAUUAUAAAGUUCCUAGAA
This is a messenger RNA of Hydractinia symbiolongicarpus, 2765 nucleotides long. RefSeq names its product ceramide synthase 5-like. Gene Ontology annotation, molecular function: sphingosine N-acyltransferase activity; DNA binding. NCBI's taxonomy places the organism in Eukaryota, Metazoa, Cnidaria, Hydrozoa, Anthoathecata, Hydractiniidae. Bases 35 to 1138 code for a protein of 367 amino acids. The transcript is spliced from 9 exons. Gene Ontology annotation, biological process: ceramide biosynthetic process. The record is from RefSeq and is a predicted model, not a curated record. Gene Ontology annotation, cellular component: membrane.